AACACUCAUCUCUUGAGUGUCAUUAAAGCAAGAUGGGUUACUCCACACUGUGGCUGUCACUCGCCCUCUGUCUCUCUGCUUUUGCUGCCGUGAAGGGCAAUGAGACAACUGAGCCUCCGUUGAUGCCAUUUGACGGACAAGACCCUCCAGCUGUUACCAUGUUUGAUGGACAAGACCCUCCAGCUGUUACCAUGUUUGAUGGACAAGACCCUCCAGCUGUUACCAUGUUUGAUGAACAAGACCCUCAAGUUAUUACCAUGUUUGAUGACGAAGAAUUUGAGGACGACGAUGAGAGUAAUAUGGCUGAAAACGAAGAGGGAGAGCUGGAGGUUCCUCUUCGCGACUUUAUGGACACUAACCCAACGGAGGUGAAAGGUGACCCGGUCUUCGAGGGAGACAUAUUGUUGACUCAAGGCCAAUGGCGCGCGAUGAGAGAGAGGAAAGGCAUUGCAUAUGAAACCAGUUACUGGACUAAUGGAAAUGUACCCUACAGAUUUGUUUCUAGUGGACUAAACCAGGAUGUUAUAAGAAGCGGAAUUGACCACUGGAUGGAGCACACAUGCCUUACGUUCGAGGAGACCACGAACACCAACCAGCCUCAUCUUAAGUUUAUUUACGGUGGUGGAUGCUAUUCCUACAUAGGCCAGUUGAACCAAAAUGGGCAAGACAUCUCUAUUGGAUCUGGAUGUGAUUAUCUUGGAAUUGUUGCUCACGAGAUCGGACACGCCAUUGGAUUCUUCCACGAGCAGAGUCGUCCUGAUCGGGAUGAUCACGUAGUCAUCAAUUAUGAGAAUAUUCAAGAUAACAGAGAAUCAAACUUUAAUAAAUAUUCCACAAAUGCCAUCAACAGUCACAAUAUACCUUACGACUAUUCCUCCGACAUGCACUACGGUUCCACGGGAUUCACUAUUAACGGCAAGACAACCAUUGCAACCAAAGAUCGUUUAGCACAAACACUCAUCGGCCAGAGAGCUGGACUUUCCCAUCGGGACAAACAUUUGGCCAACAUCAUGUACAAAUGUACUGAUAAGUGGCUUACCAUGUGUGGGGUGACAACAGACCCUUGCCAGAAUGGUGGGUAUUACAGGUUUUACGAGACAGGCUGCGCAUGUGUUUGUCCACCGGGCACCUCUGGAAGUAACUGUGAAACAGAGACUGGAAAUUACUAUGAGGCGUUACUAAGUCCUUGCAGCGAAAUCGUUACCACUGAAGGCACUCUACAAUCCCCUAACCAUCCAAACAAUUAUCCUACUGGUCCUGAAGGCCAGUGUGUCAAAUGGAUUCAGGCUCCUGAAUGCUACGUGCCCAAGGUUACUUUCUCUGCGUUUAAUCUGUUUGGCCAGCAUCCCUAUUGCAGUGGAAAUACUUGCUGCUAUUUUGAUGCCCUAGAGAUAAGAACUGACAACUUGAAUUACGGUGACGUAUUCUGCAGCGACCAAAUCCAACCAGGCAGGAGCUUCAUUGGCACUGGCAGAGAGAUGGUUUUGUACUUCAGAACGAAGACAAACUACCGCACUGGAUGGUCUGCUGAUCUCACCUUUGAGAAACAAGAAGGAUGCGAACCCGCUUCUGUCAGCACCACCUCCACCAGUACCACUACCACCACCACCACCACCGCCGUCACCUCCACAACAGAAGAGGAAGAGACGAAUCCAAACUGCUUACUUGAAUACUACAAUGGAAAAUACUACUGGAGCUCUCCUGAUUUCGGGAUGGCUGAGUAUCCCAACGACUUCACGUGUGGAUUAAGGGGAAGUGCAUCACCGGGUGUCUACGGCUUACUUUUGAAAAUGAACACUUUCGAAACGCAAGGAAAGAAGAACAGAAGGUGUGUCGACAAAGUACAAGUGACAAUGGUGGGCGGUAAAACAAGAACAUUGUGCGGUAAUAAGACUGGGAGCAAAGUCGCAUCACCAUCUUUCAAUUUCGAACUGAGCUUCACUACAGAUGAAGCUAUUACUGCUCAGGGCUACAACAUCUCAGUGGAAUUCAUUCCUAGAAAAUGCAAUAAGGUCCUCACCCCAGCGUUAGGUGAGACGGGCACCAUCGCUACUUCUAAGUACCAGAGACUUUGCGAAUACAGGAUAGUGGCUCCUGCUGGAAGUCAGGUUCGCAUUGACGAGAUUACACCAUCGAUAUUGGACUCUGACAACUGUAAAAAGGAUCAUCUUUUAAUCAACGGCAACAGUGAAGUAAUGUAUCCCAGGGAAACUAGCACAGUAAUCUGUGGUUCGAAUCAAGUGACUUCUCCAAUUACGUCCACCACUGGCGAGAUGUACAUAGCAUACACGGGAAGUAGGAGGAGUCAAGGUUUCACACUUGACUACACCAUUGUCUAAUACGUUAAUGAACCUGGUAACGAAUCUUUUUGUUUUUCUUCUUUUUGUAAGGAAUGUUAACAACUUUUCCUUCAUACGUUUCGCUAAAUGCACCACAACCUAUCAGGUAUAUAUUUAUCUACUUUCCAUUUAUUCAUUAAUCUAUGUAUUUUUCUAUUUAUGUUCCGGCCAAUGAAUGUACAUUUACUACAAUUAAUCUCUUGUUAACGUAAAUAUGAUCACUAAGUAAUAACGGUCGUUGGUCAACCUUUAAUUCAUGCUGGUCUGUCAAAAAACACUGACAGUAUGUUAUUUGAAAUUUUGUGGUGUAACUAUAGUUGAUAUUGAUAAAUAAAUCUAUGAUGCAGUAA
Messenger RNA from Portunus trituberculatus (swimming crab), 2689 nucleotides. RefSeq names its product blastula protease 10-like. Bases 33 to 2339 code for a protein of 768 amino acids. The transcript has 20 exons. Gene Ontology annotation, molecular function: zinc ion binding; metalloendopeptidase activity. Lineage: Eukaryota; Metazoa; Arthropoda; Malacostraca; Decapoda; Portunidae. Gene Ontology annotation, biological process: proteolysis. The record is from RefSeq and is a predicted model, not a curated record.